Messenger RNA from Linnemannia hyalina, 1761 nucleotides. Lineage: Eukaryota; Fungi; Mortierellomycota; Mortierellomycetes; Mortierellales; Mortierellaceae. The record is from the annotation of a GenBank genome assembly.
AUGGCUGUCGCAAAGCGCAAUCGCUCAGAGACCAAGGUCGACCCUUCGGCAAAGAACAUCAAGGACGCUGUUGAGCAGAUCCGUCUGUUGGAGCGUCAGGUCGCAGAGAGCAAGACCCACUUCAACAACAUUGUUACCUUGAUUCAGUUCUGCGAGGACGACUCGUCAAAGGUCAUUCAUGCUGCUAUGCAUGCGUUGUUCAGAGUGUUUUCGCCAAUGCUGUCGAGAGGCGAGUUGCAAAAGCCCAAGAAGGCUACCGCAGAGGACAAGAAGGCGACCGUGACCUUGUGGCUCAGGGAGAACUAUGUCAAGUACCUCAACAGGAUGUGCGCCAUCUUGGACGUCCCCGAGGCUGGACUCCAGGUCCCUGCCUUGAAGAUCUUGCUCGACAUUGUCAAACUGGAAUCGGCUCACCUCUCCACUCUUUCGGGAUCACACCACUUUGCCAACGACCUCUACUUGAACAUUGUCGACGCCCUCUUGAACUGCAGCAACAUGAGUGCACCCUUGCUGAACGAGUUCACACAAAAGUACUUUGGAUUCUAUGACGACCUCCGCUUUUACUUUUUGAAGAAUGCCGCUCAGAUCAUCAAUGCCGCCCUCGGAACUAAACCCAAGAAGGACAACAAGGCACCCCAAAACAAGAAGCAAAAGACGACAGGACAGGCACCACCUGCCAAGUUGGCGUUGAUUCUGGAGAACGCGUUCGCUAUCAUGGAGACGUUGAAGUCGAUGCCCACCGAGGCCAAGGAGCUGGACGAGUUCUGGACAGGGAACCCUGACCCCAACAACGAGAAGAAGGAAUACACUGGCGAGAGCUUUGGAUUCUCAGAGGACGAGGACGACGCAGUGGAGGACUUGACCAAGAACACAUCGGCAGCUCACAUCAAGAGACAUCCCUUGCUCACCCUCUUCAACCACAAACGCGUCUUCUCUGACUGCUGGACCGCGCUUCUCAGACUCCCAUUCACAACUGUGAUCUACAAGAAGACCCUUCUCAUUGUUCACAAGCGCAUCAUCCCCCACUUGCCACAACCCACCGUCCUCAUGGAUUUCUUGACCGACUCUUACAAUGCCGGAGGAGCUAUCAGCUUACUUGCCCUGAAGGGACUGUUCGUUCUCAUCACCGAACACAACCUUGAUUACCCGGAUUUCUUCCAAAAGUUGUACAUGCUUUUUGACCGGAAUCUUAUGCACGUCAAGUACCGUGCUCGUUUCUUCAGUCAAGUCGACAUUUUCUUGUCAUCUCCUCUUUUGCCUGCACAGUUGGUCGCUGCGUUUAUUAAGCGCAUGUCGCGUCUUGGUCUCUCUAGUCCUCCAGCCUCGAUUGUCAUCAUCAUUCCCUUUAUCUAUAACCUGUUGAAGCGCCACCCAACCUGCAUGCAGUUGAUUCACGGAAAGGCCAACAGCGAGAAGAAUGACAGCUAUAACGCCUUGGAGGAUGAUCCUAUGAAGAGCAACGCCUUGCAGAGCUCUCUCUGGGAACUUCAAACACUUCAAAACCACGUUGCACCCAAUGUGGCGACACUAGCCAAGAUUUUCAACGAGCAGUUCACCAAGCCUUCGUACAACCUUGAGGACUUUUUGGAUCACACAUAUGCGACCAUGUUCCAGAACGAGAUUACCAAGAAGCGGAAGGACGAGGCUGCGAUCGCAGUAGAUGCCCCCAAGGGUCUCUUUGUAGCAGCGGUUGAAGAGACCGCCGAGGAGGAGGGAGAACAGGACGCUGUUGUUCCUGGAUGGGAGAGUUGGUCUUUUUAG